AUGUACAGGAGUGAAGAGGCAAGCACAGAUGACGAGAGCGGGAUUAAGUUCACCUUCAAGGAAUCUGUUGACGACACACCCAGGCCAGGCAAGGGAUGGAGUGAAGAGGGCAUGCGGCUGGCGAAGUUCAGGGUCCAGAGUUUGGCAG
Molecule: messenger RNA, 148 nt
Organism: Sphaeroforma arctica JP610
Lineage: Eukaryota; Ichthyosporea; Ichthyophonida
Exons: 2
Source: RefSeq, a predicted model, not a curated record